Molecule: messenger RNA, 4045 nt
Organism: Phytophthora nicotianae INRA-310
Lineage: Eukaryota; Oomycota; Peronosporomycetes; Peronosporales; Peronosporaceae
Exons: 1
Coding region: 85-3813 (1242 amino acids)
Biological process (GO): lipid biosynthetic process
Molecular function (GO): transferase activity; pyridoxal phosphate binding
Source: RefSeq, a predicted model, not a curated record
AAAACACCUCACUUACAAUAAUCAAGUGGCAUUUUAGACGCGGGAAUCCGCCACUCACUCCAACUCUCGACUAGCGUUAGCCCCAUGUCUUCUCUGUUGGGUGACGUGGCCAUUGAGGUGGUGGCAGCGGCAUCACUAGCCGCCGUUGCGUCUGUCGCGGCCAUGGGUGCGCACUGCACCAAGCGCCAACACGGUCCUGAGGAAUCCUCACUCCCCGCGCGCAAGAAGCGUCGCCAGAAGAAGAAGAACGCCGCGCAGCAGAAACACCCGGCAAUUGUGGCCAAUGGCGUUGCCAUCAACACGGAGCCCGUGGUUGCUGAGCUUAAGCGUCGCGCUGCGUCCGCCAAGUGGCGCCACAAGCUCGUCUACACCUUCUUGGACGAUCUGGGCCGUGAGACUGUCAACUUGAGCUUCGAAGACGUGGACCGCGCGGCACGUAAAGUGGCCGCUGCGCUGCAGCGCGACGCUCACGUAGUUAAAGGCGACCGCGUGAUGCUAUGCUUCCCUCCUGGUCUCGACUUCGCUCUGGCCUUCUGGGGUUGCCUAUACGCCGGCGUCGUGGGUAUCCCCGUGUACCCGCCGUAUCCGGGCACUUUGGCCAAAGAUCUCCCCAAGUUCAACCGGUUGGUGGAGGACUCUGGGGCUGCGGUUGUGCUGACGAACACGACGUAUCAUCUUGCCAGCAAGAUGGCUACAGUGAAAGGCUACUUCUCCACGUCCAGGACGUCGUGGCCCGCCAACUUGCAGUGGAUCACCACGGACAGUCUGCCGGAUUCUCUAGUCGCGCAAUACGACGAAGAAGACGCUCUGUCAUUAACAGCGAAUGACGUGGCAUUCUUCCAGUAUAGCUCCGGAUCCACCUCCGCUCCUAAAGCUGUCAUGAUCUCUCACGGCAAUUUGAGAGCUCAAUUGAAGACGUGGGAGAGCAUCGAGCCCACAGACACGAUGGUGAGUUGGCUGCCGAGUUACCAUGACAUGGGCCUGGUUGGAUUUAUCAUUACCCCUUGCGUCACUGCUGCGCGGUGCGUUAGUAUGUCUCCUAUCAGCUUCAUUAAAGACCCGGCGUUGUGGAUGCGUACAGCCAGUAAGUACAAGGCCACGCACGUGUGUGCCCCCAAUUUCGGCUAUGCACUAGCAGCCAGAAAGACCAGCGACAAGCAGGCGGCGGCGAUGGAUCUGAGUACGUUAAAGCAGACAAUCUGUGCUGCUGAGCCUAUUCGUCGUGAGUCUCUAGAGGCAUUUACAUCCAAGUUCAGUGCGUCUGGUUUUGAUCCCAAUACGUUCAACUGUGGCUACGGAUUGGCGGAAGUCACGUUGGUGUGCACGGGACAAGAACCGCCUCAGAAACCGACGCUAUUGGACGUUAACAAGCGCGUGCUGGAGACUGAGCGCAAGGCCGCUGUUGUGAGCUCCAAGAAGAGCAAGAAACCUGCUUCCAAUGAGGUGAUGCAGCUUGUAGGCUGUGGCAAAGCCAUGCCGACGUUUAGUGUCUCUAUUGUCAAUCCGGAUACCAAGAAGCUAUUGGACGAGCUGCAGGUCGGAGAGGUGUGGGUACAGGGCCCGUCAGUGGCUGUUGGAUAUUGGAACCGACCCGAGUAUACCGAGGAGAUGUUCCGUGCUCAGCUUGCAGGCGAGAAGGACGCGAACAACACGUACUUACGGACUGGAGACAUGGGUUUCUUGCGCAAGGGCGAGCUCUUUGUCACUGGCCGACUCAAGGAUCUGAUCAUCAUUCGUGGCCGGAAUGUAUGUCCUCAGGACGUGGAAGCUUCUGUUGAGCAUGCGCACGAGAAUGUUCGCCCCGGUUGCACGGCUGCGUUUUCGAUUGAAAAAGGCGACGAGGAAGCGCUGGUGGUGGUCACGGAAGUCAAGAACGGAUCUUCGCAGGAAACGUUGGAGGAGAUUUGUCGGGAGAUUAUCAAGACGGUGUUGUCUGAGCACCAGCUGAAGUGUGAAGCCAUCGUGCUGCUGCGUCAGAAGACGAUCCCCAAAACCACGAGUGGAAAGAUCCAGCGUAGUGCCUCGAAGGCUCAUUUCCUGGAUGGAACGCUUGUUAAGCCGCUGUUCGAGUACAGAGCGAAAGCUGGCAACGCUCCAGUUGCUUCUACCCCAACCAAGCGGAAGGAGAAGACUACUACCAAACCCUCUGGAGAGUUGAAGACACCGGAUGAGAUCCUCGCGUGGUUAUUGGAGCAUGUGGCACAGGAGAUGGAAAUGCCGACGGGAGAAUCGUCGGACGGCCAGAAGACGACGACCAACGCUGCUGAGAUCGACCCGAACACGCCGUGGGCCAUGUUUGGUAUGGAUUCCGUGGCGAUUGUUGGCCUGUCGUCGGAUCUGGGCGAGUUCCUGGGGUGUAUCGUGUCUCCUUCGGCGUUUUUCCAGUACGACACGCCGCUCAAGCUCGCGAAUGCCCCCGGAUUGACAACUGGAGAUCUGGCUGGCGACCAGGAGGGCGACGACCAAGGCGACGUCCAGACUGCCACUACAGUUGAGGAGAUCGACUCGAGUUGCUUUGAGAUUGAGAAUUUCCCGGAAGUUCAGGGACUUUUCGGCCAGAUGAAGGAGUUCGAGAGCGCUGGACUGCGUGUGCCCUUCCUGGAGACGCUGACGCCUGAGAAGCGUCGUAUGACCAAUUUCAACACGUACAACUAUCUGGGCAAUGCGUCGGACCCCGAGGUUGCUGCUGCUUCGAAGGCAGGAAUCGAGGAGUACGGCACAACGAUGAGUUCGUCGCCAAUUGUGGGACAGACCCAGGUGAAUGUGGACUUGGAGAAGGCGCUUUGUACGUUCUUUAAGGCUGAUGCGAGCAUUCUCUUCGUCGGUGGUUGGGUGUCCAAUGUGACGACCAUCGAUGCACUGGUGUCCAAGGGCGAUCUGAUUCUGUGUGACGCACUUAAUCACGACUCCUGUGUGAGUGGCCAACGUCUCAGUGGCGCUACUAUCCUGCCGUUCCCGCACAAUGACACCAAGGCACUUGAACGGAUGCUGUCCAAGCUCCGUACCAAGUACCGUCGUGUUCUUAUUGUCAUUGAAGGCGUGUACAGCAUGGACGGCGACAUCCCGAACGUCAAUGAGAUGAUCCGCAUCAAGAAGAAGUACAAGGCUCUGCUCUUCAUUGACGAAGCUCACUCGUUCGGUACGAUGGGUGCUACGGGUCGUGGUAUUUGUGAACACGCCAAUGUGGACCCCAAGGACAUUGAUGUACGUAUGGGCACGAUGAGCAAGGCGCUGGGAUCGGUUGGUGGCUUCAUCCUGGGCUCAAAGUCGCUGGUUAAAUACCUCAAGCACUGUGCUGGUGGCUUCGUCUUUUCAGUUGGUUUGGCUCCAGCUUGUGGCUCGGCUGCGUUGAAAUCUGUGCAGCUGAUGACGGAGAGCUCGUCGCGUACGACUACUCUGCAGGAGCGUAGUAUGUUCUUCUACGACCUGUGCAAGGAGCACAAGAUCCCGAUGGGGGAGAGCACCUUCCGCGGUGCACCUGUGGUCGUGGUGAUGAUUGGUAGCACCAUUGCCACUGCUAAAGCCUCCGAGUACUUGACUCUGCACAAGAUUAAUGUCAAGCCUAUUGUGUACCCUGCUGUGGAGGAAGGGAAAUGCCGUCUGCGCUUCUUCAUCUCGGCGCUGCACACGCACAAGCAGUUGGAGGAGACUGUCCUCACUUUGAAGACGUAUCUCCGUGAGGGCUUUGUGGAGAGCAAGACGAUCGCUGCAGAGUCGAACGUUGCUAAGACGAGUGAGAAUGAGGGAUUCAGGACUGUCAAGAAGCGCAAGUCGAAGAAGAAAAAGGGCAAAACCAAGUCGACCGCGCUGUAGAGUUGAGAGGAGCAGGGUAGAUACAGAGUAGUACGUGUUCCGCUGUUAUAGUUAAGAGUACAUGCAGGCUUUUGACUCGCGAUAAUGCUGCGCAAUUCUUCGACCGCGUGCUCUACUGUACCAGACCUAUUCAGGUUGCUGGAGUAAUGCUGACUACAACUUCUAAUUCUCUCAAACCUACGCAUAUUACGACGUGAAAAGCCAACAUUUCAAAUUCGGAAUCUGAAAAAAC